Saccostrea cuccullata (small rock oyster) is the source of this 1070-nucleotide messenger RNA. Its product is annotated as deoxyribonuclease TATDN1-like. The record is from RefSeq and is a predicted model, not a curated record. Gene Ontology annotation, cellular component: cytosol. The coding region runs from base 51 to 971 and encodes 306 amino acids. Gene Ontology annotation, molecular function: 3'-5'-DNA exonuclease activity. Lineage: Eukaryota; Metazoa; Mollusca; Bivalvia; Ostreida; Ostreidae. The transcript has 12 exons.
AAUGGAGUUUGACACAUGUUGUAAACAUUGAAAUUUGAAAUAUAUUUAAUAUGGCUCUUGCAGGGAAUGUUAGGAAUACGCUUCACAAGUUUAUUGAUAUAGGUGUGAAUUUGACAGACCCCAUGUUCAGAGGUGUCUAUCAUAAUUCCAAAAAACAUCAAGAUGAUUUUGAUGAUGUGGUGACAAGAGCCAAAGAUGUUGGUAUGUCAAAGAUGAUGAUAACAGGAGGCUACCUUGAGGAAUGUAAAGAGGCUUUAGAACUUGCUAAGACAAAUGAUAUGUUUUAUUGCACUGUGGGCUGCCACCCAACUCGAUGCCAGGAGUUUACCAAGAAUGACCCUGAGAAAUAUCUACAGAGUUUGCUGGAUCUGACGCUCACAAACAAAGACAAAGUGGUGGCUGUAGGAGAGUGUGGGCUGGACUAUGAUCGUCUCCAUUUCUGCCCAAAAGAAAUUCAACUAAAAUAUUUUGAGAAACAGAUGGACCUUGCAGAAACAACCAAGCUGCCCUUGUUUCUUCACAGUCGCAACUGUCACACAGAUUUCAUAGAUAUCAUCAAACGUAACCGAGAUAAAAUGUCAGGAGGGGUGGUUCACUCCUUCACGGGAACAGUAGCGGAGGCUAGGGAGAUUGUAGAACAGGACUUAUACAUAGGAAUCAAUGGAUGCUCUUUGAAAACUCAGGAAAAUAUAGAUGCAAUGUGUUCAAUACCUUCUGAAAGAUUAAUGAUAGAAACCGAUGCUCCUUGGUGUGAAAUCCGCCCAACCCAUGCUGGAUUUAAACAUAUCAAAACCACUUUCCCAACAAGGAAAAAGGAAAAAUGGGAGAAAGGAAUGUGUGUCAAAAGCAGAAAUGAACCUGCACUCAUAAUACAAGUUUUGGAGGUGAUGAGUGCAGCGAGACAAACAGACAUUGGAGAACUGGCAGAACAGUUGUAUAACAACACAUGUAGACUGUUUUUUCCAGAGUAAAAAAAAUGUGAUACAUAUUAUCCCUGCUUGUAUACAAUAUUAAUAUUUCAGUUCAGCCCAUUUCCAGACAAAUAGGCUAAUAAGACACAUUGCAAUACA